Messenger RNA from Vigna radiata var. radiata (mung bean), 1840 nucleotides. Its product is annotated as extensin-3. The coding region runs from base 746 to 1630 and encodes 294 amino acids. The transcript has 2 exons. The record is from RefSeq and is a predicted model, not a curated record. Lineage: Eukaryota; Viridiplantae; Streptophyta; Magnoliopsida; Fabales; Fabaceae.
CUAAGAACAUUAGUUAGUUAGAUGCUCAAUGUUAAUGUGGAAAAAAAAAUUAGUCAAGUAUCAAUAAUAUUACAUCAACAGUUAAACCCUGAAAACCUAGUAAAAUGGGGUAACUGAUAAAAGGUUCAUAAGGCAAUAUUUUGUACGGAUGAGAAAAACAGUAAAAUGGUCUACAGUAAUCAUACCAAGAUAAAAUUAUAUUAUAACGUCACAUUAUCAUGGGGAUAAUUUUAAUUGUAGUCACUGUCAUGACUUGAAAAUGUAAGUUUGCCUAUUGAUAGGGAUGUCAGGUAGGUUUUUGUUUUGACCGACACCCUGACAUUUGACUUCAAUAUGAUGUUUGGUACUUCUGGCUUGCUCCAAUAUAAUCACUGGUUCUGUAAAGUUUAAUGGAAAUAAUAAUAGCUGGCUGCUUUGACACGCAUUUUCAAAAUUUGAUCAAAUUCAACUAGUUCUUACGUCCAACCAUGCCAUUGCCAACCUUCUUUCUUGACUUUGUAAGAGAUAUGAAUUCACAUAAUGGAGGCCCGCAACUUCAACUCCGAAUAAUGAUUUAAACAAAAAGGGUAAUGUGCAGCAUGUAUAUUAAAUCCUCAACCAGUCUGUCAAUGCAUUUUAACAAAUAAACAGUAUCAGCCAUAACUGAAGGUUAACACUAUAUAAAGGGUUUCGAUGCAUACUAUGCAAAUGCAAGAAUAGAGCAUAGCUCAUCUAAACAACGACUGGUGCUGCACACUGACAGAAGAUGAGAACAUCAGCAGGGCCGAGGCACUGGCCUCGACUCAUCUAUGGAUUGGCAUUUUGUCUAAUUGCUAUCACUGUCGCUGGUGAUGAUUAUAAGCCUUACUAUGCAUCCCAGCCAACCUAUUACUCUCCACCACAGCAUGCAAAACACCCACCCCACCAUCACAAAAAACCUCCACAUGCACACAAAUCUCCACAUUCACCUUAUGUCUAUAAGUCACCACCCCCUCCCUCUCCUUCACCCCCACCUCCAUACAUCUACAAGUCUCCUCCACCACCAUCCCCAUCACCACCCCCACCAUAUGUUUAUAAAUCUCCUCCACCUCCAUCUCCUUCACCACCCCCUCCAUACGUGUAUAAAUCUCCUCCACCUCCAUCCCCAUCACCACCUCCUCCUUAUGUUUACAAGUCUCCACCACCUCCAUCCCCCUCACCUCCUCCACCAUAUGUGUACAAGUCUCCUCCUCCACCAUCUCCAUCACCUCCNCCUCCUUAUGUCUACAAGUCUCCACCACCUCCAUCCCCCUCACCUCCUCCACCAUAUGUAUAUAAGUCUCCUCCUCCACCAUCUCCAUCACCUCCCCCUCCUUACAUCUACAAGUCCCCACCACCACCAUCUCCAUCACCACCUCCUCCAUAUAUUUACAAGUCUCCACCACCACCAUCUCCAUCACCACCACCUCCUUAUGUCUAUAAAUCUCCACCUCCUCCAUCCCCUUCACCUCCACCACCAUAUAUCUACAAGUCACCACCACCUCCAUCCCACUCGCCUCUACCAUAUGUGCACAAGUCUCCACCUCAACCUCCUCAUCAUUUCCAAAAGUACCCGCCACACCAGCUUCCCUACCUCUAUAACUCCCCACCACCUCCUGCAGCAGGCUAUUGAGUUAACUAAAUCAAUUUAUAUCAUUUCAAUAAAUUUAUGGAACAUAUUGCUGCGAUUACUACUAAGACUUCGUCAAUAUUACAGGGUCUACACUGAAGAGCCUUGUUAUGAAUGUAGCCCUGUUGAGUCAUUUGUUAGUGUCAAUUCAAAAGUUUGCUUAAUUUUAAAUUUUAUCAUAUGAUAUUAUAUACAUUAAUGUGUUGUUGCUAA